AUGCUCUGCAACAGCAUUCGAUGCAUAGCUCGUCCACAGCGUCUUAUUCAACAUACGAGACAGUAUGCCAAUGGCAGAGGAAACCUCAUUGACCUGGCGGCGAGGAUACAAGCAACCCCUUCCAUUAAAAAGGCUCCCCCACCAUCCAACCGGGUCAUUGCAUCACCUCAACCAGAGGGUCUGCAGAGAUUUACCCCCAAUAAACCAUACAAUCCAUAUGACUUUGAACCAGUAAACCGACUCCCACCAACACACAGAAGAAUGAUCGAACCCUCGGGUCCGCCACGCGCACUCGCAGUCCGCCAAGACGUCUUUUACCAACUGGGCAUCAACCCGCUGGACGAGGUCCUCAACUGCAGCCUCAUCUCCUCGUUUACGACAGACAUGGGCAGGAUACAAAAGCGAAACGAGACAAAGCUCACAUGGAGGAGUCAGCGCAAGAUUGGCAAGGCCAUUCGACGCGCACGGGCAAUGGGCUUGGUUCCAUCGUUUAGUCGAUGGGAAGACUCGAUGAUCAAGUCGAGAUGA
This is a messenger RNA of Serendipita indica DSM 11827, 528 nucleotides long. The record is from the annotation of a GenBank genome assembly. NCBI's taxonomy places the organism in Eukaryota, Fungi, Basidiomycota, Agaricomycetes, Sebacinales, Serendipitaceae.